This is a messenger RNA of Struthio camelus australis, 2302 nucleotides long. NCBI's taxonomy places the organism in Eukaryota, Metazoa, Chordata, Aves, Struthioniformes, Struthionidae. The record is from RefSeq and is a predicted model, not a curated record.
CUAAAAUAAAGACCCAUCAGCUCUCUCUCCUCCCAUUAAAUUCUACCUUUUUUUUUUCCCCUUGCUGCAACAGAGCACGGGAGGCAGCCGCAGCAGCAGCUCAGCUCUGAGACUUGUCAAGACUCAGCACACACACACAUACACACACACGCACACAGAGGCCAGAGGAAAAACGUCUGCUCUCACCUGUCUCCAAAGCCAAAGCAAACCUCACAUCCAACCAAACUGCCAACGUUUUGCAAGAAAAGGCACCCAAGCCAGAAUUUAAUGUACGGGGAAGAUACUCAAUUUUACAGUACCAACUUUUCUCUAUAAACAAAAAGACGUAAGGAAGAAAAGGAGCAUUUUAAAAAGGAAACAUCAAGGAAGAAGAGUUUAUUUUUGGAUUUCGUACAAAACUUUGGAAAAUUUUUUUAAAUUAUUUCGUGCAUUUUUCCCCCCCUAAGGACACUGAGUCGCUGCUACCUGUUUGCAAAAAGAUUUCUUUAUAUACAUUGAAAAGAAGACUAUCCAGAGGAAAAAUAGCAUGCGGACCGCCUAAUAAAGGAAACACUAAAACACUUGUCGCGGCAAGAGGCAAACGGACUCUGGAUGCGCAGCGUUUCGACGGACUGCGUUUCUUCUCUUCCUCCGUACUCCAGCGUUCCCGGCGGCUUAUGAGAUAGCAGAGAGACGGACAAGCCACCCAGAAUUACUUCUGUUCCCCUCACCCCCUUCCCCAAGAGCAGCUCUGCCCUCGGCAACCCCGCAGGAGAGCGCCCGACUCGGAGGGGCGUAGGGGCGAGCGCGGAGCCCUGGGUGCCUGAGGCCGGGCUGCCGCGGGGCUCUCAGAGGAAAGCGCUUCCCUGCCCGGCGGCUCUCCUUCAAUGUGCCUGCAACCGGCGGCGCUCCAAGUCGGGAUGCAUUUCGGCGUGGUCUUCGCGUUCAUCCUCUACCUGCCCCUGGCCCNNNGGCAGGGGGACCCCAUACCUGAAGACAUUUAUGAGAUUUUGGGAGGCAGCUCAGUGCGCUCCAUCAGCGACCUCCAGCGUGCCCUGCGGAUAGACUCCGUAGAGGAGGAUAGCUCAAGCGUGGACCUGAAUGCAACUCAGCCUGGUCAAAACCCUGUGGCCCUGUCUCGAGGGAGACGAAGCCUAGAUGCUCUGGCAGCAGCAGAGCCAGCUGUCCUCGCAGAGUGCAAGACACGGGCGGUGGUCUUUGAAAUCUCCCGCAACAUGGUGGACAGCACCAAUGCCAACUUUGUGGUGUGGCCACCCUGCGUGGAGGUGCAGCGGUGCUCCGGGUGUUGCAACAACCGCAACGUGCAGUGUCGCCCCACGCAGAUCCGUGUCCGGCAUGUCCAGGUGAAUAAGAUCGAAUUUGUCCAGAGGAAGCCAAUAUUUAAGAAAGUCGUCGUGCCUUUGGAGGACCACGUGCAGUGUCGGUGUGAAGCGGUGUCUCGUCAGCCUCCCAGAAACAGCCGGCCAGGGCAACGUGAACAGAGACGCUUGUCAUCAUCGUUCACCACAGCUGCUGUCUCACAGAGGCAACGAGUACGCCGGCCGCCAGCACAGAAGAGGAAACAUAAGAAGUACAAGCAUGUCAACGAUAAGAAAGUGCUGAAAGAAAUCCUCCUAGCAUAGAAGUGCUGGCAGGGGAGAGAGAACACAAGGCAGGUUUAUUUAAUAUAUUUGCUAUAUUGCCCCCAUGGGGUCCUUGAAGUGAUAACUUUUCCUCUUUGUCUGUCUGCCUCGACGUAUGAUUCAGACGGCAAAUGGUGCUUCCCUUUCCAUCAGUGGACCUUCUCCCACCAAAGUCUCUCCCUUCUUUCAUUUAUUAACAUCAUUUUAAAGUUUUACAAAAAAAAAAAAAAGACAAACACAACUUAUAUAUAUAAGAAAAGAACAAAAUACAAAUACAACCAUGAACCCCAUCAACCACAACACGCGGUGAGGACAGGACAAUGCCUUCCCUACUCCAGAGGACAGGAUGGAAAAUGUGAAAAGGAAAGUGGGUCCAAUUUCUUCUGAGAGGAGGAGAAAAAUGGACAGAGGGAGGAGGGGAAUAUUCUUCCUUUUCCUUGUGUUUCUGGUAAGGCUGGGGGGCUCGGCUGAGACCAACACUUGCACUGGACCUACUUUUUCAAAACAGGCAUAUCUCAGAUUGCAAGCGGCAACCCAUGAUGGAAAAUGCACUAAGGACUUUUAUCACCCUACCUGGACAGAUCUAUAUUUUUAAUGUGCGUGUGUAUAUUUUAUUUUAAAAAGAAAAACCAAAACCACUAGAAUAUACAACAUCUCGGGGAACAGAAAAAAAAAAAAAA